AUGUCCACAUCCACUCCAGACCGCUACAAGCUCGUCUUCUUCGUCCCGACCGCCAACGCGGAGGCCUGUAAAGAAGCCAUCUUCGCCACGGGUGCAGGGUCAUUCCCAGGUGGGAAGUAUACCAAAGUCUGUUUCCAGACUGUUGGCACAGGCCAAUUUCUGCCCAACGAGGGGGCAGACCCGGCGGUAGGAGCUGUUGGUGCUUUGGAACGGUGCGAGGAAGUCAGGGUCGAGGUUAUGUGUCUCAGCCGGGGCAUUAUGCUGAAUGCAGUCGAUGCUUUGAUCUCGGCGCAUCCGUAUGAGGUGGUUGCUUAUGAGGUUUAUAAGAUGGAGAACGUUUAG
Messenger RNA from Penicillium samsonianum, 342 nucleotides. RefSeq lists its product as uncharacterized. Lineage: Eukaryota; Fungi; Ascomycota; Eurotiomycetes; Eurotiales; Aspergillaceae. The record is from RefSeq and is a predicted model, not a curated record. The transcript has a single exon. The coding region runs from base 1 to 342 and encodes 113 amino acids.